AUGAAACCCACAUCCAAGUUCAUCAACUCAACACUUCUUCAAUCAACCUCACUCAAACCAACCUAUCUAUCCAAAAGACUUUCAACCGAAUCAAGUAUAGCAAUCAGACCCAGAAGUUCAAGUAUCCCACCACCUAUUCCAUUACACCAACAAUCAAGACCGAGUCAUAGAUUAGUAGUAGCUUCAUUAGUUUCAAGAUUACCGAUCACCUUGAAAAAAUUGACAAGAUUCGAAUCGGCUUAUUAUCAUUAUCAAUCACAACUUUCGAAAACUUUGGAAACUAAAUUUAAUACUUCUUUCUUCUUUAGAUCUGGAUCUCAAGCUGAAAAAGAAUUCUUGGAAGAAAGUACAGGGAAAUCCAAUCAAGUUGAUGCAAGUGUUGAUCAACACGAUCAUCAGACGGUCGAUCAGCUCGAUUUGGAUGAAUCUAGUUUAGAAAGAAAAAAAGAUCAAACUUUGUAUUUGUUAGUGAAAAAGAACAGAAGUGAACAUCAAUGGCAAUUACCACAAGGAGGUAUUAAACCAAAAGAAGAUUUAGUGAAGGCAGGAUUAAGAGAAUUGUAUGAAGAAUUAGGAAUCGAUAUGGAUAUCUUUUCGAUUGGUCAUGUGCCUGCUAGUUAUUAUUCUUAUGAAUCGAUACCUAGUUCAUUAACUUCUACUACUUUGAAAGGUACAAAGGUUUGGAUUAUGCCAAAAAGGAUUUUAAGAGGUCAACCUAAGAUUACAGAAGUAGGUAAAUCUGAAGGGAUCAUUCAGUUUGCUUGGUUAACAAAAGAUGAAAUUCAAAAUAGAGUUAGUCAAGAAUUAUGGUCAGGUUUAAAUCCAAUUCUUUCUGAAAUUUAA
This is a messenger RNA of Melampsora larici-populina 98AG31, 843 nucleotides long. RefSeq lists its product as uncharacterized. Gene Ontology annotation, cellular component: mitochondrial large ribosomal subunit. The record is from RefSeq and is a predicted model, not a curated record. Gene Ontology annotation, molecular function: structural constituent of ribosome. NCBI's taxonomy places the organism in Eukaryota, Fungi, Basidiomycota, Pucciniomycetes, Pucciniales, Melampsoraceae. Bases 1 to 843 code for a protein of 280 amino acids. The transcript has 3 exons.